This is a messenger RNA of Dracunculus medinensis (Guinea worm), 1107 nucleotides long. NCBI's taxonomy places the organism in Eukaryota, Metazoa, Nematoda, Chromadorea, Rhabditida, Dracunculidae. The record is from the annotation of a GenBank genome assembly.
AUGUGUCAGAUGUCUCCAGUUCUCUGGGUUUUAGCAUACCUCCGAUCACAGUCUUCUGGAAGAUUAAAAUUUUCUCCAGAUUCAAUUUAUGAUUUCACUAGUGCAGAUUUGAUUGAUGAAGGUGAAAUUGGUAGAGGUAAUUUCGGUUCGGUUAAUCGUAUGUUGCAUAUAAAAUCCAAUAAAAUUUUAGCUGUGAAGCGAAUUCGUUCCAAUACGGUUAAUCGAAUUGAGCAAAAACGGCUUCUUAUGGAAUUGGAAGCAAUAAUGAAUAGUCGUUUUGAGAAUAUCGUACAAUUUUACGGAGCGAUUUUCAGAGAAGGCGAUUGUUGGAUUUGUAUGGAGCUAAUGGAUUUAUGCUUAGAAAAGCUUUACAAGAUCGUUUAUGAAAAACAGAAUCGAAUAUUGCCAGAAAAUAUUAUAGGAUAUGUUGCUGUUUCGACUGUAAAUGCGCUUGAUUAUUUGAAAGAGCAUUUGAAAAUUAUUCAUAGAGAUGUGAAGCCAUCGAAUAUAUUGCUUAGUCGGAAAGGUUUUAUUAAAUUAUGUGAUUUUGGUAUAGCGGGUCAUUUGAUUGAUUCGAUCGCAAAGUCUCAAGAUGCUGGCUGUCGUCCAUAUAUGGCUCCGGAACGAUUACAGUCUAACGAUCCGUACGAUGUGCGAUCUGAUGUUUGGUCACUCGGCAUUACUUUGUUUGAAAUAUCAACUGGUAGGUUUCCUUAUGUUGCUUGGGAUUCGCCGUUCCAACAAUUACAAGAAGUAGUUAACGGUGAGCCACCAAUUAUGCCACCUGGCUUAUAUUCAGCUCAGCUAGUUACUUUUGUAAAUCAUUGUUUAAUAAAGGGGAAAGAGGAACGACCAAAAUAUAGAGAUUUAAAAUCAAUGGAAUUUUUUAAAAAUUAUUUUGCUACGAAUGAAGAGGAAAGUGUUUGCGCGAAAAUGGUUAUAGGAAUGUUUGUUCAAGAAGCAUUGAAUUCUGAUUGUUCUUCAAGCCGUUUUGCAUUUACAAAUGAUUCUUCUGUGCAUUGCAAUGAUAAUAGUUUAUCUGUUGAUUAUCAUUCAGAUAUUGAUCGCGAUCAAACUCCUCGCCAUAGUUGGGUUGAAUUUUCAUGA